This is a messenger RNA of Ananas comosus (pineapple), 3513 nucleotides long. RefSeq names its product pentatricopeptide repeat-containing protein At4g33170. Gene Ontology annotation, molecular function: zinc ion binding; protein binding; RNA binding. The record is from RefSeq and is a predicted model, not a curated record. The transcript is spliced from 2 exons. The coding region runs from base 183 to 3152 and encodes 989 amino acids. NCBI's taxonomy places the organism in Eukaryota, Viridiplantae, Streptophyta, Magnoliopsida, Poales, Bromeliaceae. Gene Ontology annotation, biological process: RNA modification.
AAAUAGUUAGAUUAACAAUGAAAUUGAGAUUUAAAUUAUGGAAACCCCAAGUUCGACCCAGGCUCGAACCCAACCUAAACCAACCCAAAACCACAUUUAGAUUGUGAUCGUGUUUAUGUGAGGGUCAGAUUUUGACUGUGUUUAUACGAGGGGCUACUCCACGGAGUGAAUGCACUACCCAGAUGCUAUUUUCGCCCUGCGUUUCAACACCUCCCCAUCUCCGUAAACUCACCGCGCGGUUACGCUCACCGCUCCAUCUCCUCCUCGUCUCCUCCCUCUCCUGCGACCCUCCCCACCCUUCCCCUUCGCCAUGGCUCCCCUCGCUCCGCGCCGCGGCGAAGUACGGGCACAUGGAGCGCGCGCGCCGCGCCCACGCCCUCGUCGUCACCUCUGGGGCGGCCUCCGACCGCUUCCUCGCCAACAACCUCAUCGCCGCGUACGCCAAGUGCGGCUCCCUCUCGGCCGCUCGCGACGUGUUCGACCAAAUGCCCAAGAGAGACACCGUCUCGUGGAACUCCCUCCUCUCCGCCUACGCCCUCCACGGCGCUGCUGCCGACGCAUUCGGUCUCUUCCGCGUCAUGCUCCGGUCCACCGUGGCUCCGACAAAUCUAACCUUCACUCCCAUCCUUAAGCUCUGCUCGGUCUCUCCCCACAUGCUCCCGAUAUCGCAAGCCGUCCAUUGUUGCUCCGUCAGGUUCGGUUUGGAUUCGGAUUCGUUGGUCUCGAGUGCUCUCAUCAAUGUCUACUCAAAGUUUGGACUUUUAGAGGAUGCGCGGUCUCUGUUCGAUGAAAUGGCUGAGAGGGAUGUGGUGUUGUGGAACAUAAUGAUCAAGGGGUAUGCUCAAAUGGGUUUCGCUAAAGAUGCGUUUUUGAUGUUCUCAGAGUUGCAUCGGAGUGACUCGCUCCAACCUGAUAAUGGUAGUAUCCACGGCAUUUUUCUGAAAAGAGAAUUGCAUAGGGAACUUGAACAGGUUCAGGCUUACGGUAUUAAGUCUUGCCUUCUUGAUGACUCCUCUGAUGUGAUAAGUUGGAACAAAGCCAUUUCGGAAUAUGUUAAGAAUGGACAGAGUGAUUUUGCAUUGGACUGUUUUAUGGAGAUGAGAAAGUUAAAUGUGGGAUAUGACAAUGUAACAUUUGUCGUAGUUCUCAGUGCAAUCGCGGGAACAGAGUAUUUUGAUUUGAGUGAACAGCUCCAUGGAAUAGCCAUAAAGGUAGGAUUUUCUACGGAUGUUUCGGUGUCAAAUAAUCUUAUUAACAUGUAUGCAAAGAUGGGCAACUUAAAUUGUGCAAGGCAAGUAUUUGAUGAGAUGAACGAAGUGGAUUUGGUUUCGUGGAACUCAAUGAUAGCAAGCUGUGCCAAUAAUGGUUUGGAGGAAGAAUCUAUUAAUUAUCUUAUGGAUAUGUUAAAGCAUGGUGUAAUUCCUGAUCAGUUCACAUUGGCAAGCGUUCUUAGAGCAUGCUCUGGAAUUACGCGGAAUUCCUCCUUACAUCGACAGUUACACAUUUUUGCCCUAAAAAUGGACCUGACUAUGGAUAGCUUCGUAUUGACUGCAUUGAUUGAUGCCUAUUCGAAGAUGGGAUGCAUGGAUGAAGCAAAACUACUUUACAUGGAUUGUUUUGAUAUAGCUUCAGGUAAUGCUUUGGUUGCCGGUUAUGUAGCCAUCGGAGAUAAUCACGAAGCAUUAGAGCUUUUCUCAUCAAUCGUAAGAACAGGCCAACUACCUAAUCACUUCACCUUAGCAACUGCCCUGAAAGCCUGCAGUUCCCUUGUUGCCCUUGAACAAGGGAAACAAAUUCAUUCUCAGGCAGUAAAACUUGGUUUUGAUUCAGAUUUAUGUGUCAGCAGUGGGAUUUUAGAUAUGUAUAUCAAAUGUGGCAAUGCUCGUGAUGCAUCCACUACAUUUAUCAAUAUCAGUGAACCUGAUGAUGUUGCUUGGACAGCUAUGAUUGAUGGAUGUGUAGAGAAUGGAGAUGAAGAGCGUGCCCUUAGCUUGUACCGGCAAAUGAGGCAGUCAGGAGCAUUUCCUGAUGAAUUUACUUUAGCUUCCCUUAUUAAAGCUUGUUCAUACUUGGCUGCAUUGGAACAAGGAAAGCAAAUUCACGCCAAUGCCAUCAAGUUGGAGUGUGCAUCGGAUGCCUUUGUUGGGACCUCCAUCAUGGACAUGUAUGCAAAAUGUGGAAAUGUGGAAGAUUCAUUUACUCUAUUUAAGAACAUGGGCGUGAAAAGUAUAGCAUCCUGGAAUGCAAUGUUGCUUGGUUUCGCCCAGCAUGGGAAUGGCAAUGAAGUAAUGAAGCUUUUCAAGAAGAUGCAAUUGGAAGGUCUAAGGCCUGAUAAAAUUACAUUCAUCGGUGUUCUCUCAGCAUGUAGCCAUUCAGGAUUGGUGUCUGAAGCUUAUAGGCACUUCAACUCUAUGCGCACAGAAUAUGGCAUCGAACCAGAAGUAGAGCACUAUUCUUGUUUGGUUGAUGUUCUUGGCCGUGCAGGACUUCUUUCUGAAGCAGAAAAUGUCAUCAAGUCGAUGCCUUUUGAUGCUUCGGCUUCUUUAUACAGGGCGUUGCUUGGUGCCUGUAGGAUUCAGCGCAACAUGGAAGUUGGACAGCGAAUAGCAACUAAGCUUUUGAGCUUGGACCCACUUGACUCCUCAGCUUAUGUUCUUCUCUCUAAUAUAUACGCAGCAGCUAAUCAAUGGGGUGAUGUCGUCGAUGCUAGGAAAAGUAUGAAGAGCAGGAAUGUGAAGAAAGACCCUGGUUAUAGUUGGAUAGAGGUGAAGAACAAGGUGCAUUUGUUUGUCGUUGAUGACCGUUCUCAUCCUGAAACAGCUGCUAUUUAUCAUAAGCUAGAGGAUCUGAUAAAGAGGAUUAAAGAUGAAGGGUAUGUGCCUGAUACAGAUUUUGUGCUUUUAGAUGUUGAGGAAGAGGAAAAGGAGUGUGCUAUAUGUUAUCACAGUGAGAAGCUGGCUAUCGCCUAUGGCCUAUUGAGUGUACCUCCGCCGCUUAGAAUUCGAGUUAUAAAGAACCUCCGUGUUUGUGGGGAUUGCCAUAAUGCAAUCAAAUACAUAUCCAACGUAACCGGACGCGAAAUUGUGUUAAGGGAUGCGAGCCGCUUCCACCACUUCAGCAACGGAGCAUGCACCUGUGGGGAUUACUGGUGAUGUUAACUAUUCUUUCUGUUCAGGUUGUAACCAAACAUUUGGUUAUGUUGGCAUGUAAAAGUGACCUGGGAUCUUAUUGGCUGAUAGUUACAGGGUACAACUAAUAAUCUUGUUGUUUUAGCUUAUGAUCAAUGGGUUUUUGGUAUACUUAGCUUUUCCAAGUAGGAGUUCUCUAUGGGUACAGAGAGGGCAUUUGUUUUCCUAAGUUUGUAAGGUGGUGAGUUACUGUGGCUGGAUAGUGUCUAAAUUGUGUGAGGCAGGUAUAUAAGCUGGUUGGUUAAUAAAUGGGUUUUUGAUAGGGAUCUAUAAGAGGUACUUCAUCCUUUUCAAGCUUUAAAUAGAAUCUCAUCAUUAUUUCUCA